AACGAGCCAUUUUUGUUCCCAUGUCCUUUUCAUAAACCAAUGGUGGACCCCUUCUCAAGUCCCCUUCUCUCCAUACAAUAUUAAUUUUGUUCUCAUAAUAUAUAUUUCUAAUAUAUAUUUUAGGGUACCAAAGUUGAGGACUUUAUAUAAAGCUGUGUUGGUGAGACUUUUUCUUUGCUUGGAAUUAGUGGAAUAGCAUAAACGUUUACUGUGUUUGUCCUGUGAUAUGGGUAGGCAACCUUGUUGUGAUAAGCUUGGAGUCAAGAAAGGGCCAUGGACAGCUGAGGAAGACAAGAAACUCAUUAAUUUCAUUCUUACAAACGGUCAAUGUUGUUGGAGAGCUGUCCCUAAGCUCGCCGGUCUCCGGCGAUGCGGUAAGAGUUGUCGUCUCCGCUGGACUAAUUAUCUUCGUCCUGAUUUGAAGAGAGGUCUUCUCACUGAAGCUGAAGAGCAAUUGGUUAUUGAUCUUCAUGCACGUCUUGGCAAUAGGUGGUCCAAGAUUGCUGCUAGGUUACCAGGAAGGACAGACAAUGAAAUCAAGAAUCACUGGAAUACCCAUAUCAAGAAAAAGCUUCUGAAAAUGGGAAUUGAUCCUGUCACACACGAACCCUUACAGAAAGAAGCCAAGACUGAAGAAAGUUCAUCGGUGUCUCAAACCGACCAUCUUUUACCAGAACCCGCCAACAACAGCAGCAAUGAUAGCAUACAAGAAAAUGAUGGCAUAGUCAACUCAUCAGAGGAAAAUUCAAGCUCAUCGCAAAAUGAUCAAAAUUUCUGUAGGGAUGAAUCAAUUUUAUUAGAUAGUAUUUGCAACGACACGACGUUAUUGAAUAGUUUAUUGAUGGACGAGCCUCCUCUCAUAGACGCAUCAUGGAACAAUACUAAUAAUAACAAUAACAACAAUAGUCCUCCUGCUCUUGAAAACCCUAAUCGUGAAAUGGGUUAUCCAUAUCCGUCGUGGGAAGAUAACUGCACCUGGUUAUUGGAUUGCCAAGAUUUUGGAGUACAUGAUUUCGGGUUUGAUUGCUCGGACAGCGCGGCGUUGCAUGCGUUAGAGAUGGAAGGCAAGAACUAAGAUACACAAGUAUGUACAUAUGGAUAUGGUAGUAACAAAAAUUUUAAGGUACAAAAAUGAUACAGAACUAAGUAUCAUGUACGGGUAGGUGAAGUUAGGUUACGGUAUAUAUGUGCUUUAUCAUUAGAUUAAUUAUUGUUGUGAGGGUCGAAGCAAAAACCUGUCUUGUUUACAGGUUUCUCAAUUUCUCACCAACCUGGUCAAAACAGUGAUCCCAAAUAACUUGAAAAAGGAAAUCAUAAAAUGUGACAUUAUUAAUAUAUUCUUGGUGCUUUACGAAAGUUGCUGUAAUCCUACAUGUAAGAGACAGGGACAUGUUGGGCCAUUGUCGAAAAAACAUAUACAUAUGUGGCUAGUGGGUCUUUUAGUAAAUUAUCAUUAAUUAUAACAUUUGUAAAUAUUGUUGUAUGAUAAUUAAUUAAUGUCGAAUAAAGUGGAUAAUAUUAUUUGUUUUU
This is a messenger RNA of Jatropha curcas, 1530 nucleotides long. It is a transcript of the gene MYB85, whose product is annotated as myb domain protein 85. The record is from RefSeq and is a predicted model, not a curated record. Lineage: Eukaryota; Viridiplantae; Streptophyta; Magnoliopsida; Malpighiales; Euphorbiaceae.